GGAGUCCAGAGCCAGCCUGCUCACUGUGCUGCCGUCCCUUUGGCCUCCAUGCUCAACACCAGGGAUCAGGCGAGUGCAGGCGUCACACAGGGGACACAGAGUGACGAUGCCGACGUCAAGUACAGCGUCAGCGGGGUGACGAGUGACAGCACCGGGACGGAGGGCAGGUUAUGGGAGACGGAGGACUCUGAGGACCUCCUGCUGGCCACAGACACCCCUCCACCCCGACUUCCCUUCAUUUCAGAAGACAGCCACCCCGGCUCCCUAGGCCUCUCGCUCGCUCCCUCUCCACCUCUCUCGCCUCCUGACCAGGCUCUCGCCAGGCUUACCCGUCCCGCCUCCUCCGACCAGGCCAGUCAGAGAGAGAGCCCGCCCCCGGAAACCUGCGACCUCAGUCCCAGUCUGGUAGCUCUGGAAGUGGACAGUGAAGAGGAGAGCGCUGAGCCUGAGCCGCCGCUCUCCUGCCUCCCGUCCGACGCACAGAGGGGUGAAGACAGAGGGCAAACGUCCGGUCCCGUGCCCGACCUCCCUUGCACUCGCACUCAGUCUGCCUCGUCAGCGUUUGAGCCCACCCCAAAAGAUGUGGGCGACCAUGGGAUUCGUCUGCGCUCCUAUUCCUACUCCACUCCCAAAAUCAGUUUGCGUCCUCCUCGUUUUGCCCGGGACACCCCACCUCCUGACCUCAGCCCAGAUGGCGUGCUCCACAGCGUCAGCUACAGCCGAUCUCUCCUUCAGGCCCUCUCUCUGUCUAAAUCUCUGUCUCUGCUCCACCCUGGUAAGCAAAGAGCCUCCAGUCUAACAGAACAGCCACAUGACAAAAGGGAGAUCAGGUUCCGUAAGCGUGCCCAGUCGGCUGAUGAUGAGGGCAGUGCAGAGCUGGCAGAGUCCCUCCAACAUCUCACCCUGUCAGAGUUUCUUAAAGAAAUUGAAGAGGAAGAGUUGGACAAGUACAACGUCCCAUCCAAGGUGGAGUCAGAGAAGUACAAAGUGAUUCGCACCUUCAGUUUCCUGAAGAGCAGGAUGUCCAGCACACGCAACAAGAACAAGGGGAAAGUGAAGGAGAGGGAGGCCAAGGACAGGCAUCUGAAUGGACACCGCUUUGCCACGGGCCCCUGUAUGGGGACCACCACGUGUCUGGUUUGUGACAAGCCAGCAUCUGGCAAAGACCUCCUGCACUGCUCCAGUUGCACUGUCAUUGUCCAUAAGGGUUGUAAGGACUCUGCCCCGCCAUGUCUGAAGAAACUUCAGGAUAAGUAUGCCGUUUCCAUGGUGAAGAACAGGACAGCAUCCCUUCCACAGAAUUUCACAGUGAGAGAGAGCCCUCCUCAGUGUGUUAUCCCCACCUCGACCUCCCUGCCUGUCAUGACCCCUAAGGAGAGGAGGGAUCCUGCACCCGUCCCCAGCCCCCUCUACGGGAGUCUCCCCAGUGCUAGUGACAGCAGGCUCAGUGAGAGUUCAGAGACAGAGUCUGAGAACUGGAGGGUCAUCGGCCAGUCAGAGGAGCUCCAGCAGGCGGCAGCGUCCUCCACUUCCACAGACUCCUCCCUGGGAGAAGACUGUGUGGAUGCAUAUCUCCACAGUGAUCUUACAGCCGAUGCUGUGGAUUAUGAGGCGGAGUCGUGGAGCCUGGCAGUGGAGCACAACUUCUGCAAGAAACAGGACAAACGAGUUGUCAAAAGGCAGGAUGUCAUCUAUGAGCUGAUGCAGACAGAGCUACAUCACCUACAGACUCUGCACAUCAUGGCGGAGGUUUUCCGGCGAGGCAUGAGGGAGGAGGUGCAGCUGGAUGCCGAGGCGGUGGAGCGGGUCUUCCCCUGCCUGGACCAGCUCAUCUUAUUCCACCACACCUUCUUCUCCGUGAUGAGAGAGCGGCGGCACGGCUCAGCCCAACCUCAGGGUCACAGGAACUACCUCAUCCAGCAAGUGGGAGACAUCCUGCUGCAACAGUUUUCAGAUGAAAACGCGGAGAAAAUGAAGCAGGUGUACGGAGAGUUCUGCAGUCACCACAACGAGGCCGUCAGCUUCUACAAAGAUCUUCAGCAACACAACAAGAGACUGCAGAGCUUCAUCAAGCAACAAAGUAACAACUCUUUGGCGCGACGAAGAGAAAUCCCCGAGUGCAUCUUGCUGGUCACCCAAAGGAUUACCAAGUAUCCAGUGCUGCUGGAGAGGAUCCUGCAGUAUACAGAAGAGGACACAGAGGAGCAUGCGGACCUUUUGAAGGCGCUGGUUCAGAUUCGAGAGGUGAUCGCGGCGGUGGACCUGAGCGUCAGUGAGUACGAGCAGCAUCAGAGGCUACAGGAGGUGUGGAACCGCAUGGAGAACCGCAGCUCGACCAAGCUCAAGAACGGCCACACCUACCGCAAGCAGGACAUGAUGGGGCCGGGGCAGACACUCAAACAUCAGGGCCUGCUCCUGUGGAAAACCGCCACCGGCCGACUUAAAGAUGUCCUGGCCCUCCUUCUCACAGACACCCUCAUCCUCCUACAGGAGAAAGACCAAAAGUACACGUUUGCAACUGUGGAUCAAAAGCCUCCAGUCAUUGCGCUGCAAAAGUUAAUUGUACGCGAGGUGGCCAAUGAGGAGAGAGGGAUGUUUUUGAUCAGCGCAUCAGCCGCUGGGCCAGAAAUGUAUGAAGUCCACACCUCCUCCAAAGACGAGCGAAACACCUGGAUGAGGCUCAUUAGAGAGGCUGUAGAGAGCUGUCCUGAGGAAGAGGAGGAGGACACGAGUGAAUCAGAGGAGGAGAAGCGAGCUGCUGAAGCUCGCAUUCAGAAGAUCCAGAAACUGCAAGAGAGUCUGAUGAGUCAGGACCAGCAGAUCUGUUCCAGCCUGGAGGAGAAGCUGCAGAUCUACGCAGAUCUCUCUGCUCUGAGUGGGAGGACGGAGGCUCCUCAACUUGAACCACGACUGCUGGUCCAGCCGCACUCAGAGGAGACGCCCCAGGCCGCUGUGCUGCUGGCUGCAGCUCUGCAAGAAGCUGAGAACCUGAGGGCCGCGCUGCUGUCCCGGGCUCGCUCCCCGUCCAGCCAUAGCCGGGACUCUGACACAGACUCUGUGUUCCCCCUCACACCUCUCGAGACCCCUUCGGACUCUGAGGCUUCACCUGGAGACCCAGACACGGUUGAAGGGGGUUGGACGGAGGCCCUCGUACUUCAAUCCCUACCUCUCCUGUUAAAAAGAGACCAACAUGACAUCAGCCUCAAGGUUGCUCAAAGUGUCCAAAGCCUGACGCAGUUACUCUACAGUCUACAGGCCGCAGUGACCCUACAGGACAGUUGUUAUGAGGUGCACAAGUUGCUCCUCCGUGAGAGCGAACGCCCUUCGCCCCGCGUCCAGCGACCGCACCCCGCCAGUGUCCGGGGCACCACCCUGCAGGAACAGGAGAAGCAGCGCAACCUGGAGAAGUGGCGGGAGGAGGUGGCGGCGGCCCAGCGGCUCCACGGUCAGCUGCGCCAGGAGAGGCAGCGCUGGGAGAGGGAGUUCCAGGCUCGGGAGAACCAGCAGGAGGAGCAGGAGAGCAAGCUGGAGGAGAGGGAGAGGCAGUGCCACCUGGAGGCGGAGAGGCUGAGGCGGGAGAGAGAGGAGCUGGAGGAGCAGCUGGAGGAGUACCAGCAGAGCCUGGAGCGGCUCAGGGAGGGCCAGAGGAGCGUGGAGAGGGAGCGGGAGAGGCUGGAGACCCAGCAAAAGCUGCUCCAGAGCUGGAGGCACAGUCGGCAAAGGAGCCUGCCCACUCCUAUGGUCAUCCCUCUGCAUGGGCAGCAGGAUUCGGGAGCAGGUCAGUCCAAGGACCGUGAUAAUGGCUCCGUGUUUGUGAACGAGGCUGCGUUCACCAGCGCCGCCAUCAACAACCGCCACGUCCAUCACAGAGGAAAUGACCCCAGCGCCCACAACUGUUUGAACACCCUGCUGGCUCGAUCCAACUGCAGACAGCCAUCCAUCCCUAAGACUGCCCACCCACACUCAGACUCCCCAGGCUGGGGAGUGGGAACCGGCUGCCUCUACUCCUCUACAGGAAGGCUAGGGCUGGAGCACACGCCCAACGAUAUAAACAGCCACAGCUACAUCAGGGAGGCCUGGUCGUCAACGGCAACGGGAGCUGACCAGUAUCCGGUGCUCCCCCAUCCCGGUGACCCUCAACUUGACCUGAAUGUGCUGGUUUCCCUGGAAACAGACGGUGUCGGGGAGGAGGGCAGGGAGGAGAACAUUGUGUACCUCUGAAAGUGGAGAGACUCUGAACCCCCAACCCGGCACUUGGAGAGCGAAGACGUUCGUGAAGGAUCAGAACCCAGAGCAACUUCAAAAAGCAUUACUGUCUAUCUUUGCUCAGUGUUUGUGUAUGCAUGUGUGGGUGUGUGAGUAAGUUUGUUUGUGUAGGAUAUCGGGUGAAUGGGUUCCUGCAGCCAUACCUUGUCCCCUUUCCCUCAGUUUGCCCCCGUCUGUCCCUCCCUUACUGCCUGCCUUCCUGCCGCCUUUCUCCCUUCCCUACGAUCCUUGUCCCUCAGGCUCUGUAUUUAUUAAAUUUCCCACAAAAGGACGAAAGAGUGGACCCGGUAAUCAGUGAAACAUCAGGCUGCACCUCUCCAGUGGGUGACUGUCUGACCAGGGAAUAAACUGCACCUCCUUCAUCUAUCAGAAGAGCUCUGUCUCUGUACAGGACGAGCACGACGUGAAGCGAAGCACAUUAGAAUUGAAGGAUGAGACGAGACACUGCGGUCACAGGGGAUUCAGUCCCACGUUUUUCCAGACUGUCUGCUUGUAACUAUCAUUUCUUUUUAUCUGAAGGACUUUCUCGCUGUUUAGAGUAGAAAGUGGAGUUGCUAUAGAUUUAAAAAAAAAAAGAACUGUGUUAAUCUGUCGGUUUUAUCAGAGCAUGUAGACUCAGCCACAUAGUGGUCAGACCAAAAGCUUGGACAAACUGUCUCCCCUCAACAUGUCAUGUAAUAUAAAACAUGUACUGGGCAAUUGUGUGGCAUAGAGAGGAAUUUUGGAUCAAACCAAAUGUGGCUUCUUUUCUUUUUUCUUUCAUGUGUGUCCAGUCAGUCUCAGUCAUGCUCCGUCAGAAUCACGCUUAGUUUGUACACGGAUACAGUCAAACGAUAACGUCUGAAAUUAUCCUCGCAAGCAUUCAGAACAAAAAGUGGCAUUGCAGAUACUGUUGUGCUUAACGCUAAAAUAAGACACUUGAAUAUUGUUUAGUACAUUUACAGAUUAUCUCUCAUGGGAAUUUUUUUUUUUUUUUUUUUUGUGCAAAGAGAUCCUUAUGCCAAUGCUUUAGUUUUCCUUAGUUGCUUUUUUUUAACAAACACAUUAAGGAUUAAUGAUGGUGAACAUUGUUAGGGGAGCAAUGGUUUCUUUACUGCUGCAGUUUUAUUUCCUAAUGAGACAUCAAAGCGGUGGCACAGUUUUGGUGUCAAUAUGUGGUUUUGAAACCACGUGUAUAUUUCCAUGCCCUUAUUUAUUACAAGAGUUGUAGUGUUUUAUGGUUCUUUGUGAAGGGUUGUGUUGUAAAUAAAAUAAAUAUAUCUGUAUAAACAGACAAACAACUGUAUUUUCUUGUUUUGUGUAUGUGCGUUCAGGCGGAAGAGCUGCGUGGAGGGAAAG
This is a messenger RNA of Myripristis murdjan (pinecone soldierfish), 5604 nucleotides long. It is a transcript of the gene arhgef28a, whose product is annotated as Rho guanine nucleotide exchange factor (GEF) 28a. NCBI's taxonomy places the organism in Eukaryota, Metazoa, Chordata, Actinopteri, Holocentriformes, Holocentridae. The record is from RefSeq and is a predicted model, not a curated record. Bases 49 to 4221 code for a protein of 1390 amino acids. Gene Ontology annotation, molecular function: guanyl-nucleotide exchange factor activity. Gene Ontology annotation, biological process: regulation of Rho protein signal transduction. The transcript is spliced from 29 exons.